Messenger RNA from Nerophis lumbriciformis (worm pipefish), 1275 nucleotides. Lineage: Eukaryota; Metazoa; Chordata; Actinopteri; Syngnathiformes; Syngnathidae. The record is from RefSeq and is a predicted model, not a curated record.
AUGGAACUACCAAACAAACUGCGCUUGGACAGGUGCCCUAUUUUGGCGGCAGCCUUGUUAUUACUACCUGCGUUGACGGUUUUAUGUAAUGACAUUCUCAGCCUGAAGGUGGCAGGAGACCCGGUUCUAAACGCAAACUCGGUGUGCUUGCGCCUGGCUGGCCUCAGUAAGCGUCAGAUGAGGAUGUGCGUGCGUCAACCCGACGUGACGGCCUCCGCUCUGCAGGGCAUCCAGGUGGCCAUCCACGAGUGUCAGCAACAGAUGCGGGACCAGCGGUGGAACUGCUCAUCCCUCGAGAACCUCGGCAAGCUUUUGUACCACAGCAACAUCCUCAACAGGGGUUUUCGUGAGAGCGCUUUCUCGCUCGCCCUGCUAGCAGCAGGUGUGGCACACUCUGUGGCCUCAGCCUGUAGCAUGGGCAAGUUGGGGGCGUGCGGCUGCGGGGGUAAGCGCCGUCAGGAUGAUAACAAGCUCAGGUUGAAGCUGCAGCAGCUGCAGAUGCUGCAGAAGGACGGCCCGGGACUCAUCGUGGACCCACUACCCUCAAGUCACUUUGGCGACCUGCCCGCCGAUCUACACUCCGCCCACUACUCUGCACGCUUCAAGCCUUUUCCUGAUGAACUGACGUCACUGCAGGAGACUUGGGAGUGGAGGGGCUGCAAUCACGACUUGCGUUUUGGAGAGCGUUUCUCCAAAGAGUGGCUUGACUCCCGAGGAUCUCCGAAAGACAUCCACGCUCGAAUGAGGAUACAUAACAACCGAGUGGGACGACAGAUAGUAGCUGACAACAUGAAGAGGAGAUGCAAAUGUCAUGGCACUUCAGGGAGCUGCCAGUUCAAGACCUGUUGGCAUGUUUCACCAGAGUUUCGGCUCGUGGGUUCAGUACUCAAGGAAAAAUUCUUGUCAGCCAUUUUGGUUAACUCCCAGAACAAAAACAAUGGAGUUUUCAAUCCUCGAAUGGGGAACGGGCGCCGAAGGAGGAUGGGGAACCUGAACCGAGAUCGUCGUCGCAGCAUAUCCAGAGAGUUGGUGUACUUUGAGAAGUCUCCUGACUUCUGCGAGCGGGAUGUUGCUGUAGACUCUUUGGGCACGCACGGCCGCAUCUGUAACAAAACUAGCCACGGUACGGACAGCUGUGGCUCGCUCUGCUGCGGCCGAGGACUCAACAUACUGAAACAGACCCGCAGUCACCGCUGCAAUUGUAGGUUUCAUUGGUGCUGCUACGUUCUAUGUGAGGAGUGCCGUGUCACAGAAUGGGUCAGUGUGUGCAAGUAG